AUGGCCGAAAGAUACAACAGGAGUCCAAUUAAAGCGUCGUUGUACGCUGUUUGGACAUAUAAAAAUGGUUUCAAUAGAAACGACAAAUACAAGCAAGCUCGUGACUUGAAUGCUGACAGUGAGAAAGAAAAGCAAAAUGUUCUUGGAAGUACAGUUGCAGAAAACAAAAACUCAGAGUACGCAGACAGACUCAGCGAUAGUGUUAUAGCGGAGGCAACUGAUUCACUAGAAGAUACAUUAGAAGAUGAGGAGGUUAGAAAAAAUGUAUGGAGCGACGUGGACGACGAACUUUACAUAGCGAAUUUAAUUAAAGAGAGGACUUCAAAUGAAGUGAAACGCGAAAAACGUGAUACUAGUGGUUAUUUAAGUGAUAGUGAUAUCAGUGAGAAGGUUGUGAGUAGUGUUAAGUUAGAUUACGCGAUGUGGGAGAUAGAACCCACGGAUUUGACGGAGUGCGACUGUCUUGGACCUCCACCGGAGUUCCUGUUGCCGCCACCGCCUCGACCACCGUUCCUGCAAGCGGAGUACUAUUGCGGGGACGAUCCUAUUCCAGAUUUGGAGACUUGCGACACGGAACCAAAGAUAGACGCAUAUAACCACAGUGGACCAUCCCUGCAGACGUCUGCGGUGAUCGCACUGUGCUCAAUAGUGCUGCUCGUAGGAGUUCUUAUCGGUGCCAUCCUUGUUUGGAAACAUAAACGGAAAGUCACCAAUCUGCUCCCAUCGAAGUCAUCAGCACCAACACAGAGCAGCGGCUCCCAGCGCAGAGCUCCUCCACCAGCUCCCUUAUACGAAGACUUGCAAGACCUUCCCAGAAGACCACCCUUACCGCACAGACCUGAACUAGAGCCACAGUUGGAGAUGGUUGAAACAAAACGACCGAACUGCCCGAGCCGAGUGUUUGUGUGCGGUACCGGCGGUACUUGGCGAGGUGGCAACAGCUGUGGUGGUGACACAUGUGGGGCUCCACUAUACGAGGAGCUACCCCAUAGAUCAGACGACUCCUUACACAGCGACGACCAUUUCGCUGAAGACGAGCUCAGCCUUGUCGGAGAAGCAGCGCCUUGUCGAACCUGUUCUCGACCACCAGCUCCACAAUCGCUUCCUCAUCGGCCUAGACAACAGCGAAUGGACAGGAGACCUAAAUCUUUGGAAAGACGACGAGCACAGCAUAGAAUGCAGCGUCACAUUCAUCCACCUGGACCACCUGAUCCUACGGAGUUCCAUGAGGGUGUUCUUUUGGAUGCUUUGUUGAGACUGUAUCCCCAAGUUGGAACGGUUGGUGCGAGGCCGCAAGGACCGUUACCAAUGAGUGCUGGAGGAGCAUGGCCUGGUGGUGAACUGCCUGGGAUCGCCUGUUGGCGAGGACCGCGGGCAUCACCGAAGCCCCCGAGUGGGGAUUCCUCGUUCGGCUCCGAUUCUGGUUAUAGUAAUAAUACGUGCGGGACAUGUGGUACUAGGGCAUCGUCCAGACACCGAUUGUCUGCAGAAAUACCGAUGUCAUGA
This is a messenger RNA of Spodoptera littoralis (African cotton leafworm), 1506 nucleotides long. The record is from the annotation of a GenBank genome assembly. Lineage: Eukaryota; Metazoa; Arthropoda; Insecta; Lepidoptera; Noctuidae.